GCGAGCGGUGACGUCACGGGACUCUGACAAGCUUGGUGGUGCCGGAAGAAAAGAUGGCGGAUCAUGAGGAGCAGCUAUCCGACGAGGAGAAGGUACGCAUAGCAGCUAACUUUGUCAUCCACGCCCCGCCAGGAGAGUUCAACGAAGUGUUCAACGAUGUGCGAUUGCUGCUCAACAAUGACAACCUCCUCAGGGAAGGUGCAGCGCAUGCCUUUGCGCAGUACAACCUGGACCAGUUUACCCCCGUGAAAGUCGAGGGCUACGAGGAACAGGUCUUAAUCACAGAACACGGCGACCUCGGGAACGGCCGGGUCCUGGACCCGAAGAACAAGAUGUCCUUCAAGUUCGACCACCUGAGGAAGGAGGCCAGCGACCCGCGGCCCCACGAUGUCGACGGCUCCCUGGAGGGCUGGAGGAGCGCCGUGGACUCGGCCGUCCGGGCCUACGUCAAGGAGCACUAUCCCAGUGGAGUCUGCACCAUUUACGGGAAAACCAUCGACGGACAUCAAACCAUCAUCGUGUGCAUCGAGUGCCAUCAGUUUCAACCCAAAAACUUCUGGAAUGGACGCUGGAGGUCAGAAUGGAAGUUCACCGUCUCCCCCUCUUCCACUCAGGUGGCAGGAAUCAUGAAAAUCCAGGUUCAUUACUAUGAAGACGGCAACGUUCAGCUGGUGAGCCACAAAGAGGUCCAGGAGUCCAUGUCCAUUUCUAAUGAGGCUUCAACCGCAAAGGAGUUUGUUAAGAUCAUGGAGGCUGCAGAGAACGACUAUCAGACAGCCAUCAACGAGAACUACCAGACCAUGUCGGACACUACCUUCAAAGCCUUACGCCGCCAGCUCCCCGUGACACGCACCAAGAUCGACUGGAACAAGAUCCUGAGCUACAAGAUUGGCAAGGAGAUGCAGAACGCUUAAAUACCGACGGAGAGCAUAACAGACCCCCAGACACCCCCACCCAAACAAACGUUGCAUGACUGGAUAGUUGUUUUGUCUUUGUACAGAAAUUAGAGAAACUGGGACAAAGAGAGGUUUUGGUCUCACAGCCAGAUGUCACGUCACACAUUGGAUGUCUACUUUUAUUGAUGUUAUUUUGUUUUUAUACAGACACCCUUAACUCCUCUAUAUAUUGAAUCUAUCAUGAUGAAGAUGAGCGUAUUUUGGGGGGAGAUAGAACUUGAGGAAAUUAGACAUAGGAAAGGGGGGGGGGGGGGGCACUUGUAUGCAAAGACAUCCCUAUGAAAUAUCACGUGUGCAAUAUUUAUUGUGUCAGUGAGACCACGACUUAUUAUUUGACCUGCUGAUUAAAAAAAAUAAAGUUAAAACCGGUUUGAAUUUGCGAUGACGGUGCAUUUUACAGAAUGACUCCCUUCACUCCACGGUUAACGUCCCGAACGGUCGACGGAAACGAAGAAAAUAACCCUUUUUGUGUUUAUUGAAUGGUGUGUUUGGCACAAGCAGUCACUCAAUGUUCUUCCUCUUUUAUUUUGGUACUUCGUUCGCCGCGUGUGUGUGUGUGUGUGUGUGUGUGUGUGUGUGAGGGAUCUCCCGGCUUUAUCGCCUUUUGUUUUUGGACUCGACAUCGUCUGGACUCUCACUCAGCGCGGGUUGAGUUUUCUGUGACCACUUAACACGCUUGAUUAACAAAAGUCAGUCGCUAAGUAAUGUGCAUAAUGUCCAAUUUACAAUAAAAUACAAAAACGUAUCACGUCCUCCUCCAGUGCUUAUUUUUAUUACAAAAGACGAGACAAAGCAAACAGAACCUGACUGUAUUAUAUAACAAGGCACAUUGUAAUAUAUACCUGUAUGAAACAUCAUGUCUGUCAGUUUGGUGAUUUAUUUCCAUGAGAUUAAUUGUAACUCGAGUCACAAUUAUGUUGCAUUAAAUGACAAAUUUUCUA
This is a messenger RNA of Anarrhichthys ocellatus (wolf-eel), 1897 nucleotides long. Its product is annotated as F-actin-capping protein subunit alpha-2. Gene Ontology annotation, cellular component: cortical cytoskeleton; F-actin capping protein complex. The record is from RefSeq and is a predicted model, not a curated record. Gene Ontology annotation, molecular function: actin filament binding. NCBI's taxonomy places the organism in Eukaryota, Metazoa, Chordata, Actinopteri, Perciformes, Anarhichadidae. Gene Ontology annotation, biological process: actin cytoskeleton organization; barbed-end actin filament capping. The coding region runs from base 54 to 914 and encodes 286 amino acids. The transcript has 10 exons.